Molecule: messenger RNA, 1822 nt
Organism: Cercospora beticola
Lineage: Eukaryota; Fungi; Ascomycota; Dothideomycetes; Mycosphaerellales; Mycosphaerellaceae
Gene: DAL3
Product: ureidoglycolate hydrolase
Biological process (GO): allantoin catabolic process
Molecular function (GO): ureidoglycolate lyase activity; ureidoglycolate hydrolase activity
Source: RefSeq, a predicted model, not a curated record
UCACCUGUCCGAACAUGUCUCCAUCAAACCCACAAUCGACAUCCUCCAAAGUCAUUGCGUGGCUAAAGAAGACCUUCAUCAGACCACCUGGCGACGGUUACAGCCCAAAUAGCCAAUCUGACAACCUCGAGCCCCGACAUCCUCGCUUCAAGUCCCAUUAGUAGUGCCUUUGCUGCAGCCUCACAAACAUGCGAUCUCAAGCUCCGAACCGUCUCGUAUCCGUCUCAACCCUUACGCCCGAAGAUUUCGCACCUUUCGGCGAAGUAGUCCAAAAUCCUGCUACACAUGAUGAAUUGGACGGCAACGGAGAAUGGAGGCUACAACAUCAAACGGCGAAUCAAGGUAGCGCGACCAAAUGGCUAAAUGUCACGCAUAUGGCGAACCAUUACGACCGGGCAGCGAGUCGGAAGGCAGCGAAGGUGGCAAUGAAUAUGUUCGUGUGUAAGCCGAGGACUUUGUCGAAGAGAAAGUCAGACGGAAAAGCGGUGUUCAAGGUGGGGAUCCUGGAGAGGCACCCGUUCACUCCCCAGACAUUCGUGCCUAUGGGACUAGGAAAAGAGGAUGAGAGGACAAAUUAUCUGGUCAUCGUAGCUCCUACUUUGCCUGCGAAGGCAAGAGGCGAGGCUGAGAGGCCAGACAAGGCAUAUCCAGUCGAUGCGCCGAGGAGAAAGAGAAGUCUAAAAGAACGGUUGCUUGAUGCAAGGCCUAAUCCUUUCACGAACGACCAUGUGCCUUCCACGACACGUUCCGUAGCUGCGCUCCCUCCAUCGCAGCGUCCGAAAGGAACUGGUUUGCCGGACCUAGACAAUCUGCAAGCUUUCAUCGCGAGAGGCGACCAGGCUGUGACAUAUGGUCCUGGAACGUGGCAUGCUCCAAUGGUGGUCUUGGGAGCGAAAGAGAUUGAGUUUGUUGUUGUGCAAUAUGCGAAUGGUGUUGGCAUUGAGGAUUGCCAAGAGUGUGAGAUUGUUACUGAUGGCGGGGAAGGAGUAGUGGUCGAUGUCGGUGUCGAUGGAUCUGCGGUUGAUGAAGCAGAUGCAAGCAAACCAGGUUAUAUGCGGGCGAAGCUGUGAUGUUGCUCAACUAAAUUCCCCGAGGCUUCCGACACGUCCCGCAAACAUGUCUUGCAUUGCUGGCAAGACUUUCGACUCAAAUUCCUGUUCCUGCUCGUUAGGCGAGGCCGCUCCACUGUUGUAGAGCCACACAACCGCUGUUCCUGAGAACAUUGUAUCGUGCCUCGAACAGCUCUCCGCAGUGCUAUUGUGCAACAUCUCUGGGUCGGAGAGCAGACCAGCAGAGAGAGGAGUCAAUUGCCUCUCUGCGGAUAGAGAUCAAGCGCGACUUCCUCGUAGAUCCGAGCUCUCAACAUGAAAGGCAGGCCAAGGAACGCGGACGAAAUCGACCCGCACAGCAUCAAACAGUGGGCCUUGCAGCCGACAACGAGGGGAUGGGCAGCUGACUGUUCCGAUGUGUCGCUGGGGGUGGAGUGGUAAUCGGGAUGGUGGUCGCAUCGAAUAGAUUCCCGUGCGAGCUCAUGGUCAACCGCAGUGGCGACUGAAUGAAGGAGUUUGCGUCGAGCUCGGUGUUGUAACGCGAUCUCGUCAUGACAGUGAGCCACGGUGUCAACGGAGGAAGCAGGAUCGGGAGACACUUACCAGGAGUGGUGUUUUGAUCAACGCGGGAACGCUUCUUCUUCUUGCUAUUUGUAUCUUUCCGAGCAGCCUGGUCUGUUGUCGGACUUUGGAGGAACGAGUGGGAUCAGAGGACAUACGUUGGUGGUAUAUGUGCGGGGAGUUAAAGGUUCUAUGAAGAGUUAGCAAAGCGA